This is a messenger RNA of Trematosphaeria pertusa, 1829 nucleotides long. Its product is annotated as MFS transporter-like protein. Lineage: Eukaryota; Fungi; Ascomycota; Dothideomycetes; Pleosporales; Trematosphaeriaceae. Gene Ontology annotation, biological process: transmembrane transport. Gene Ontology annotation, molecular function: transmembrane transporter activity. The transcript is spliced from 3 exons. Gene Ontology annotation, cellular component: plasma membrane. The coding region runs from base 151 to 1644 and encodes 497 amino acids. The record is from RefSeq and is a predicted model, not a curated record.
AACUGUUGAAGACUCACUCCCGCACAAAGACCAGCGCUGUCAGCGCAAGUUACACAAUCGGCGACGGUGUGUCAUUGUGCACUGUUCAUAAGAAUAGCGAACGGCUUCACACCUCGUCAUCACUCGGCUGCAUUCGUGGUGCCAGUCAACAUGUUCUCCAAGAAAGAGAAGGAGACCCAGGACCGGGAUCUCGACCUUCCUGGGACCCCGCCGACCUAUGACAACAACUACGAUGAUGCCGCCGACGUGGUCCUAUGCCCUGCACACACUACGGAGCGCAAGUUGAUCACCAGGAUCGAUCUCCAUGUCGUCCCCUUCCUAUGCAUCAUGUACCUGCUAGCCUUCCUAGACCGCGUCAACAUCGCCAACGCGAACGUUUUCGGCCUCUCAACGGAGCUGAACCUUGUCAAUGGCAAUAGGUACAAUACGGCGCUGGUCAUUUUCUUCGUGCCCUAUAUCCUCUUCGAGAUCCCCUCCAACAUCCUGCUGAAGAAGUUAAAGCCGAGAGUCUGGCUUUCAAUCUGCAUGUUUGGCUUCGGACUUGUCUCUUUUCUCCAGGGCUUCGUCCAAAACUACUCCGGACUCCUAGCCACCCGCUUCUUCCUCGGACUUUUCGAAACCGGCAUGUUCCCUGGCGCCUUCUAUCUCAUCGGGAUGUGGUACCGACGCCACGAAGCCCAAAAGCGCUACACCUUCUUCUUCUCCAGCACGACACUCGCUGGGGCCUUUGGCGGUCUGCUCGCCAGCGCUAUCGGCAAAAUGGACGGUAUGCGUGGUUACAAGGGCUGGCGCUGGAUCUUCAUCCUCGAGGGCGUCCUCACCAUGGUCGUCUCUUUCUUCUUUUACUUCCUGCUACCAAACUUUCCCGAGGAAGUGAAGUGGCUCACGGAAGAAGAACGCUCCUUCGUGAAAGCGCGUUUGCAGAUCGAUCAGGGGAAAUCCGCCCGAGAACGUCCCAUUAAGCUGCGAGAUGUCGGCCGCGUGUUUAAGGACCCGAAGAUCAUUGUUGGGGGUUUCAUGUAUUUCGGGCUCAUUGUGCCUGCGUAUGGUUACGCGUACUUCAGCCCGGGUAUCAUCCAGAGCUACGGAUACAGUGCCAUCCAAACACAACUGCAUAGCGUCCCGCCGUGGGCAGCUGCGUUUGGCUUCGCGAUGGUAAUCGCAUGGUUCUCCGACCGCCUCAAGCACCGCUUCCUCUUCGCCAUCUUCCCCAUCUGCGUCUGCAUCGCCGGCUUCGCCAUCCUCAUCGCCGUGCACGACCACCGCGACGUGCAAUACGCCGCUCUAUUCCUCGUCGCUAUGGGCGCCUACACCGCCAUGCCCGUCAUUGUCUGUUGGUUCAACAUGAACCUAGGCGGCCAUCAUCGACGCGCUAUCGGGACCGCAUGGCAGGUCGGCUUUGGUAAUGUAGGCGGGAUUAUUGCCGUGUUUGCUUUUUUGAAGAAGGAUGCGCCCAAGUACAUCACCGGGUACUCGAUAUGCAUUGCGUUUGUCAGUCUCAGCGCGCUGAGCUGUUUGGUAUACUUCAUCAUGUGCAAGUGGCAGAACAGGAGCCGGGAUAAGAGUGUGAGGGAUGUGGGGUUGACGGAAUAUGAGAAGACGGAGCUGGGAGAUCUGAACCCCGACUACCGGUACCUGCUUUGAGAUCGGGAGAUGAGGGGGUUGCUGAGCUGGAGGAGGAUGUGCUUUGUCUUGUGCUUUGGUACUUCAAGGAAUCAUAGGCCACCACAGGCCCAGAUGAAUCACUUUGGAUAGCUAGAUGAAACAUCGAGCCCGGCUGUGAGAUCUUGAAUAUCCAUUUAGAUACAUUUAUUGAGCAGUCUACUUAU